This is a messenger RNA of Sorex fumeus (smoky shrew), 3719 nucleotides long. It is a transcript of the gene PLEKHH3, whose product is annotated as pleckstrin homology, MyTH4 and FERM domain containing H3. Gene Ontology annotation, biological process: signal transduction. The record is from RefSeq and is a predicted model, not a curated record. Bases 500 to 3049 code for a protein of 849 amino acids. The transcript is spliced from 14 exons. Gene Ontology annotation, cellular component: cytoskeleton. NCBI's taxonomy places the organism in Eukaryota, Metazoa, Chordata, Mammalia, Eulipotyphla, Soricidae.
GGCCCACCCGGCAGGCAGGGGGUGGGGAGGCGGGGUCCCGGCGCUGUGCUCCUAGCGCGCCAGUCCCGGGGCUGCAGGGAGCGCAGCACGCGCGGCCCGGGCCCCGGCCACCGGACGCCCUGCCGGACACAGUCCUCCCUGGAGCUUGGACCACUGCCCACCUCGGACACUGCACCGGACAUUGCCCCCCGCAAGGCUGGACACUACAACGGACACUACUUCCCAGCUCCGGACAUUGCUCCCUCCUUCCCCCCCCCCCCCCUCCGGGCCCUGGACGCCUUUCCCCCUCCCCCUCCGGGGGCCCAGGCACUGAGCCCCUUGCGGGUUCUAGCGAGCGACUCCUUGCACCCCAGCGCCAGACACUGCCUCCUCCGUACGCCUCCUUCUCCAGCCUCAUCUUUCCCCCACCCCCUUCGGGGGUCGGAGCACCGCCACCUUCCCUGACCCCCUGCAGCUCGGCCCCGCUGCCCGCGCCCCCAUCCCCCGGCUGCUCGCCCGGAUGCCUCUCCCCGGGGGAUUGUGGUGGCUCCUCUGCUGCCGUCGAGGGUUCACUCUUCUGCACCGGGACUACGGGGACGGCGAGCUUAGCGGGGACGGGGACGAGGACGAGGACGAGGAGACCUUUGAGCUGCGGACCCCGAGUCCAGCGGGCGGAGGGAGGGGAAGAUGGGAGGGGCUGCCAAGGUUGCUCCAGGAGUUCGAGGCUGAGCUGGCAUGGAACCCAGGUCUCCCGUCCCUGCCCAAGCCCUGCCUGCAGCUUCAGAGGGUAACGGAGGGGCCCCUGGAUGUGACACUGACUCAGCCCGGGAGGGGCUCGCAGGUCUCGGACAGGCUGCAGAGCUGGGAGGAGACGCGCAGCCUCAUCCCAGAGAAGGGGCUUCUGGAGGACGACCCGGACGUCGUUGUGAAAGGUUGGCUGUACCGAGAGCCCCGGGCAGGAGCUGCAAGGCCUUGGCUGCCCCCGCGCAGGGCUUGGUUCGUGCUCACGCGGGAAUCCCUGGACCAAUUCAGCAGCAGCGGGAAGGGGGCGCGCCACCUGGGGAGCCUCGUACUCACCAGCCUGUGUUCUGUGACCGGCCCUGAGCGCAGGCCCAAGGAGACGGGUCUGUGGUCAGUGACCGUGUCUGGCCGGAAGCACAGCGUCCGGCUCUGCUCCCCACGCCAGGCAGAGGCUGAACGCUGGGGGGCGGCACUGCGGGAAGUGAUCGCCUCCAAGGCGCCCUUGGAGACCCCCACUCAGCUGCUUCUCAGGGACAUUCAGGAGAGUUGUGGCGACCCCGAGGCCGUGGCCCUCAUUUACCACCGGAACCCGAUUCUGAGGCACACCAAUGGGGCCUUGUAUGCACCCCUCCUGCCCCUGCCCUAUGGCGUUAGUUCCCCAGGUCCCGGCUACGCGCCCUUGCGCGAGGAGGCGGUGCGGCUGUUCCUGGCGCUGCAGGCGCUGGAGGGGGCGCGGCGCCCCGGGCCCCUGAUGCAGGGUGUGCUCCAGACCUGCCGAGACCUGCCUGCGCUCCGCGACGAACUCUUCCUGCAGCUGGCUAAGCAGACCUCGGGCCCCGCGGGCCCCCCUGGGCCCCCGGCCACGCGCGACCCCGCCGCCCUACGGUACUGGCAGCUCCUCACCUGCAUGAGCUGCACCUUCCGGCCAGGGGGAGCCGUCCGGGGGCACCUCCUGGGGCACUUGGAGAGGACGGAGCAGGCGCUCCCGGACUCGGAACUGGCCGAAUACGCGCGCUUCAUCCGGAAGGCGCUGGGCAGGACGCGCGGCCGGGAGCUGGUGCCGUCGCUGGCGGAGAUUUCCGCGCUGAGCCGCCGGCAGGAGCUGCUGUGCACGGUGCACUGUCCGGGGGCCGGCGCCUGCCCUGUGGCCAUAGACUCCCACACCACAGCGGGGGAGGUUGCUCGGGAGCUGGUGGGGAGGCUGGGCUUGGCCCGGAGUCGCAACGCAUUUGCUCUGUACGAGCAGCGAGGGGCGCAGGAGCGAGCCCUGGCUGGGGGAACCCUCGUGGCCGACGUGCUCACCAGGUUUGAGAAUUUGGCUGCGGAAGACGCCGGGGUGGAAGACCCGCUGGACUCGGGCUGGAGACUGUGUCUGCGUCUCCACGGGCCUCUGCACCCAGAGGGGCUGUCCCCGCAUGGUCACGAGCUGCCUUUCCUCUUUGAGCAGGCUCACGCCCUGCUGCUGCGCGGCCGGCCGCCCCCACCCGACGACACGCUGCGCGCCCUGGCGGCGCUGCGCCUGCAGAGUCUGCACCGCGACUUCUCCCCGCGGGCGCCCCUGCCGCGCCUCGACUGCCUGCUGCCGCCGCCCGCGCCGCCGCGCGGGGACCCUCCCCGCCCGCUGCCCCGACCCGCGCCCUCCGCCGCCCUGCUGGCCGGGGCGAUCUGGAGCCCGGGCCUGGCCAAGAGGCGGGCGGAACGGGCCCGGCGCGGCGGCGCGGGCGGCGCGGCGGACGGCGCGGCCCGCGAGGGAGCCGGGGGCGCCGGCACCGCGGCAGCCGUCCUGGGCGGCUGGAAGCGGCUCCGGGGCAUGGGCCGAGCUGAGGCCAUGGCUGCCUACCUGGCCCUGGCGGCGCAGUGCCCAGGGUUCGGCGCUGCUCGGUAUGACGUUCUGGAGCUGAGCACGGAGCCUGAUGGGGGCGCUCCACAGAAGCUCUGCCUGGGCCUGGGAGCCAAGGCCAUGUCCCUCUCCCGCCCUGGUGAGACCGAGCCCAUCCACAGUGUCAGCUAUGGCCACGUGGCCGCCUGCCACCUAAUGGGCCCCCACACCUUGGCGCUGAGGGUGGGAGAGAGCCAGCUCCUCCUCCAGAGUCCCCAGGUGGGAGAGAUCAUGCAGCUGGUGAAUGCCUACUUGGCCAACCUCUCGCCCGAGAGGCCUCGCAGCGGCUCUUCUCCAUGCCAAGAUCCGUCAGACACCUCUCCUCCCAGCCAGCGCCCGGGCCUGGACGCGCCCCAGGGACAGUCUGGCUGUUUGGGGCAGCUGCAGGACUCAGCCUGCCAAGAGGUCACGACCUCUUCCUGCCUGGGGCCUGGACUUGGACCGCUCUGAGAUUGGAGGGAACUAUGGACACAUUUGGCCCUGCAGGGACAGGGCGCACCCCACACCCCACGGCUGCAAUGGAUGCAGACAAUUUUCUAGUUUGUGUCUUAAUUUAUUUGUAGAAGAGAAAGCAACAACGACGAGAAAAAUCCUUAUUUACACAAGUCCUUCCUGUGGGAGUGUUGUCAGUGGGACAAGUUGGAGCCCCACAGCUCUGCGCUCCACCCCGGGGGACACCCACGCAGCCACAGCAGCCGCACUCGAGGGGAGUCAGGACACACUGGGCCCCACCCUCCUUGACCUUCUGGAUUUAACCCCCUCCUGGCCUGUGUGCUGCUGUUGGGGAGGUGGGUGGGGCAGGCAAGCAGGCAGGCUAGAAGUUGGCAAUCACCCGCCUUUCUCCCUGGGGUGGCAGAGGUGGCCUCCUGGCGUCCCUGAGGCCAGAGCAGUGAGUCACUCAGACAGACACUACCCAGUUCCUGCCCUGCUGGUCCGCUCUGGGCCCUGAUUGGCUGCACCUUUGGUGUGCCGACUGCCUGGGACCUGGAGUGGGCACGGGCCCAAGACUGUCUCGGGUAUAGAUAAAAGAGUUUAUCAAGCAAGAUUCAACCCUACAGAGUCCUGCCCAUCAGCAGUGCUGAAUUGGGUUGAGUUCCUGAAUUCUAGGGGCCUGGGAAUC